GGUUAGUGGGGCCGAGUGAGUGAGAAAUCUACACAAAAGUGAAGUCUGAGCUCUGAAAGUCCACUCGCUUUCUUCAUCAUCAUUUCCUAGUCUCUUCGCUCAUCAAUGGAGAAUUUUUGUAAGGAGGAAGCUACUUAGAACCGUUCAUACCGUAGCUUUCCAGUGAUUUUUUGAGGCCAAUGAUUUCAGAGAAGAUGGAUCAAAAUUCUAAAUUUUCAGAAACAACAGACACAUUGCUCUCAUCAUGGAGUUCUUUGCUCCUGCAACCAUUUCGAACCGUGUUGGAUCGUUUUUCCUUUUCCAAUUUGGGCCAGGGAGGUUCUGCGUCUUCUAGUCCUUCCACUGAUUCCAAUCGUGUCCAUAGCUAUAGAUAUGAUGUGUUUAUUAGUUUCAGAGGUGCUGACACCCGCAACACUUUUGUUGAUCAUCUUUAUGCUCAUCUAACAAGAAAGGGUAUUUUCGCCUUCAUGGAUGAUAAAAGGCUCGAGAAAGGAGAAUCCCUUUCCCCGCAACUUCUACAAGCAAUUCAAUAUUCACGGAUUUCUAUUGUUGUCUUCUCUGAAACAUAUGCCGAGUCAAAGUGGUGUUUGGAAGAGAUGGCUACUAUUGCAGAAUGCUGUAAAGAACUCAAUCAAAAAGUAUUUCCUGUUUUUUAUGAUAUCGAUCCAUCUCAUGUACGAAAUCAGAAUGGGGUGUAUCAGAACUACUUUGAUUUAUACAAGAAGAAAUUCAAACGUAACCAGAAUAAGCUUGUGAGAUGGACCAAUGCUAUGAACUUUUUAGCUAACUUUGUUGGUUGGGAUGUCAGGAACAAGCGAGAGUCUAUAGAGAUUGAAACAAUUGUUCAAGCAGUAAUAAAAACUUUGAAUCAUAAAUUCUCAGGGUUUACCAACGAUCUUGUUGGGAUGCAACCUCGCAUAGAAGAAUUGGAAAAACUUCUAAAAUUGACCUCAAAGGAGGAUGACUUCCGAGUUCUGGGAAUUUGGGGGAUGAGUGGAGUAGGAAAGACAACUCAUGCUACUGUUUUGUAUGAUAGAAUCUCUUAUCAGUUUGAUGCUUGUUGUUUUAUUAAUAACACAAGCAAACUUUAUAUGGAUGGUGGUGUUAUUGCUGUACAAAAACAGAUUCUUCGUCAAGCUCUAGAUGAAAGAAAUCUAGACUCAUACGAUACUUGUGAAAUAGCCAGGAUUAUGAUAAAUAGACUUCAGAGUGGCAUUAAGGUCCUUCUAGUUUUUGACAAUGUUGAUCAAUAUGAACAAUUGGAGGAAUUGGCUAUAGAUCCUAAAUUGCUUUGCAAAGAAAGUAGAAUAAUCAUAACCACAAGGGAUGAGCAUAUUCUAAGAGUGUAUGGGGCUGAUAAAAUUCACAAAGUUCCAUUGUUGAAUAGUAAUGAUGCUUCUGAACUUUUUCUUAGAAAAGCCUUCAAAGGUGAAGACCAAAGCAGCAAUUGUGUUGAGUUGAUUCCAGCAAUACUAAAAUAUGCUCAAAAUCUUCCAUUAGCAAUUAAAGUAGUGGGCUCUUUCUUGUGUACUCGAGAUGCUACUCAGUGGAGAGAUGCUUUGGAUAGAUUGAAGAACAAUCCAGACAGUAAAAUUAUGGACGUGCUUCAGAUGAGUGUUGAUGGACUACAACAUGAGGAGAAGGAAAUAUUUUUGCACAUUGCUUGUUUUUUUAAAGGGGAGAGGGAAGAUUAUGUAAAGAGAAUUCUAGAUGCAUGUGGAUUAUACCCUCACAUAGGAAUUCAAAGAGUCAUCGAGAAGUCACUCAUUACCAUUAAAAACGAAGAGAUUCAUAUGCAUGAUAUGUUACAAGAACUUGGGAAGAAAAUUGUUCGGCACAACUUUCUCGAAGACCCAAUAUCAUGGAGUAGAUUAUGGCGAUACAAUGAUUUCCAUCAUGUCUUGGAGACAAAUAAGGGAACAAACAAUAAUGUUAAAGCUAUAGUUCUGGAUCAAAUGGAAAAUUUCUCCACCAUAUGCAUGGCUGAAGGAUUUUCAAAUAUGAGCAACCUUGUACUUCUCAUGUUGUAUCAUAACAACUUUUCAGGAAAUUUGGAUUUUCUUUCCAACAACUUGCGAUAUCUUUUGUGGCAUGGAUACCCUUUUACUUCUUUGCCAUCAAAUUUUGAGCCAGAUUAUCUUGUGGAACUGAAUAUGCCUGAUAGUAGCAUUCAACGACUGUGGGAAGGCCGCAAGGAACUACCUAAUUUGAAAAGGAUGGAUUUGAGCAACUCCAAGAAUCUUAUAGAGACUCCAAAGUUUUUUUGGACCCCAAAACUCGAGCGGCUAGAUUUUACAGGAUGCAUAAACUUAGUACAGGUCCAUCCAUCAAUUGGACAUCUUACAGAACUUGUUUUUUUAUGUUUGCAAAACUGCAGCAGUUUGGUCAACCUUGAUUUUGGUAGUGUAUCAAGAUUAAAUUCUUUGAGAGUUCUACGUCUUUCUGGUUGCACAAAACUUGAAAAGACGCCUGAUUUUACCGGGACAUCAAAUCUUGAGUACCUUGAUAUGGAUGGAUGUACAACUUUAUCUAAAGUUCAUGCAUCUGUUGGGGCUUUGACAAAGCUUAAUUUCUUGAGUUUGAGAAACUGCACAAAUCUGAUUGAAAUGCCCGAUGGGAUUGAGUGGAUAUCAUCCCUUGUAACUUUAGAUUUUUGCGGUUGCUUAAGUCUUAGAAUUCUACACUUCCAAUGGAAUUUUUCUUAUACUAUGAGAUCUUUGAUUUUUUUAGAUUUAAGCUUUUGCAGUCUUCGUGAAGUACCAAAAACUAUUGGAACAUUAAAGACAUUAGAAAGACUAAAUCUACAAGGAAACAAAGUCCGUUCACUACCUGAUGAUUUCUUUGAUCUGGAAAACCUAGCAUAUGUAAACUUAUCUCAUUGCCAUGAGCUUGAAACUAUUAAACCCAUAUCUUUUAAAAGUGCUUCUUCUGGAGGAAGGUAUUUUAAAAUAGCAGCAGGAUCUCGUGAUCAUAGGUCAGGAUUAUAUAUAUUUGACUGCCCUAAGAUCAAGAAGUUUCCCAUAAUCCAACAAAUAUUAUAUAUAUGGUUUGCAAGACUGCAUGAGAAUUCCCAACACUUCCGGGGUGGCUUUGACAUUGUUGUUCCCUGUGAUUGGAAAAACACUGUUUUUACGUCACAUAGUUAUAUUCCAAAAUGGUUCAAUCACCGAUUUGAUGGCGGUUCAAUAGUAAGGAUAGUAGAUUUUCUUGAGCUUGACAAGAAGUUUGGCUUUGCCUUCUUUGUGGCAUUUGAGGUAAACAAACGUUCUGCGGAUUUUGGUUCUCCACAGGAUUCAUUUUCCUCAGCACUUCCACAUCCUUUAUAUCUUUCUUUUGAAAGUGAACACACAGAGGAACGCUUCGAUAUGCCGCUCAGUUUGGAACUGUACAAAACUGAUGGCUCCAAACAUCUUUGGCUAAUCUAUAUCUCUCAAGUGCACUGCCAUUUCUUAAAAACUGGAGCGCAUAUCACAUUUAAAGCCUGCCCAGGUUUGUUAAUAAAGAAAUGGGGAUUACGCUUGGUAAUCAAGGAUCUAAUGAAAUCUGUCCCUAGCUUCGAGGAACACUUACCGCACACUGAUGGGCCCCAACUUUUCUUUGAUUAUGUACAAAAAACCAGCAUGAAGUCUGAAACUAAAAUCCAACUUCCUUACAAUUGGUUUGUUACUGAAGAGGAAGAAGUUGAGAAUUCUGGAGCCAAGUCAAAAGAAAUUGAUCUUUCUAAGCUGGGCCUUUAGGCAUGCCAACCACAGUCAAAUCACACAACACGUUUGUGAGCCUUGAGUGAAGAUGCCUGGUUAUAAACCCGAUCAGGUGAAUGAAGACUUGGUAGGUAUUGUUAUUCUAUGUUUGUAGAAGAUGAAUGUUUUUAUCAGUUGCAACUAGGGAAUUUCUUCAACUUCGUAAGUCUGGGUUUUUUGGGUAUGUUUGAUUGAUGGAAUAGGACGGAAUGAGAUGAAAUGAAAUAAGUUUAUGUUCCAUUGAUAAAAGGAGGAUGGAAUGGAGCGGAACAUGAUGAAAUGCAUUCUAUCCUAUUUCAUGGAUUGCCUUCAUUUUCACAUCCUUCAAUUUAAGAAUAACAAUUUUGUUCUAUUCAAUCAUAAAAUAUUCAAACAACAAAAUGAAAUCUUUGUUCCACUCUGUUCCAUUCCGCUCAACUAUGUUAGUUUUAAAAUAUCCAAACUUAGCCCUCCUAUUGAGGAAUUCAGAAUGUGAUGGUAAAAGUAUGUUAGACCUCUUUCACUAGUUAUUUGAAAGGGAGAGCCCAGACACUCGAAUUUUUGGAAGAAACUGAAUUGUUUAUUGUGUUUC
Lathyrus oleraceus (garden pea) is the source of this 4311-nucleotide messenger RNA. RefSeq names its product disease resistance protein RPV1. Gene Ontology annotation, biological process: signal transduction; defense response. Bases 180 to 3737 code for a protein of 1185 amino acids. NCBI's taxonomy places the organism in Eukaryota, Viridiplantae, Streptophyta, Magnoliopsida, Fabales, Fabaceae. The record is from RefSeq and is a predicted model, not a curated record. The transcript has 7 exons. Gene Ontology annotation, molecular function: ATP hydrolysis activity; ADP binding; protein binding.